Erinaceus europaeus (western European hedgehog) is the source of this 1944-nucleotide messenger RNA. RefSeq names its product LFNG O-fucosylpeptide 3-beta-N-acetylglucosaminyltransferase (gene LFNG). Gene Ontology annotation, biological process: pattern specification process; regulation of Notch signaling pathway. Lineage: Eukaryota; Metazoa; Chordata; Mammalia; Eulipotyphla; Erinaceidae. Gene Ontology annotation, cellular component: Golgi membrane. The transcript has 8 exons. Gene Ontology annotation, molecular function: O-fucosylpeptide 3-beta-N-acetylglucosaminyltransferase activity. The record is from RefSeq and is a predicted model, not a curated record. The coding region runs from base 78 to 1127 and encodes 349 amino acids.
GCAGCCAGUGGACGGACGGGGCGGGGCGGGGCGGGCGGCCGUUUAAGGGGCGCGGCGCGGGGCGCGGUGGCCGCACGAUGCUGCAACGCUGUGGCCGCCGGCUGCUGCUGGGCCUGGGGGGCGCGCUGCUCGCCUGCCUGCUGGUGCUCACAGCCGACCCGCCCCCCGCGCCCCCCGAGCGCGCCCGCCGCGCCCUGCGCAGCCUGCAGCCCCGGCCCGGCGACGGCGGCCUGUCCGGAUACUUUGGGCUGCUGGCCCGCGCCCGCCGCGACGCCCCCCGCGCCCCCCGCGCCCCGCAGCCCCCCGCGGAGCAGCUGGGGCCCCGCGACGUCUUCAUCGCCGUCAAGACUACCAGGAAGUUCCACCGCGCGCGCCUUGACCUGCUGCUGGACACCUGGGUGUCCCGGCACCCUGAGAUGACCUUCAUUUUCACCGACGGCGAGGAUGAAGCCCUGACCCGGCACAGGGGCCACAUCAUCAACACCAACUGCUCAGCUGCCCACAGUCGCCAGGCACUGUCUUGCAAGAUGGCGGUGGAAUACGACCAUUUCCUGGCAUCAGGGAGGAAGUGGUUCUGCCACGUGGAUGAUGACAACUACGUGAAUGUGGCCGCCCUGCUGGCGCUGCUGGGCCGCUUCCCGCACACUGGGGACAUCUACCUGGGCAAGCCCAGCCUGGACCGGCCCAUCCAGGCCACCGAGCGUGUGGGUGACAGCCAGCGUCCUGUCCACUUCUGGUUUGCCACGGGUGGAGCUGGCUUCUGCAUCAGCCGUGGGUUGGCACUGAAGAUGAGCCCCUGGGCCAGUGGCGGUCACUUCAUGAGCACGGCCGAGCGGAUCCGCCUGCCAGACGACUGCACAGUGGGUUACAUCGUGGAGGCCUUGCUGGGCGUGGGCCUCACCCGCUGCGGGCUCUUCCACUCCCACCUGGAGAACCUGCAGCAGGUGCCCCCCUCCAUGCUGCGUGAGCAGGUGACACUGAGCUAUGGCACCUUUGAGAACAAACGCAACACUGUGAAUAUUAAGGGGCCCUUCCCAGUGGAGGCUGACCCAUCCAGGUUUCUCUCCAUCCAUUGCCACCUGUACCCAGACACGCCCUGGUGUCCCCGUGCCGCCUCCACCUUCUAGCUGCCACGGCCAGCCAGCUGAGAUCCCGUUCCCAGGCGCCCCUGGUAUCCAAAGGGCCUGAGGACACCCGUCCAGCCCCUGAAUUCGAGGCUUCCGGGGCCUAGCCCCUCCCCAGAGCUGCUUCUCCAGCGGAGGAGUGGACUGCAAAGCAGUUCUGCUCAGCCAAGGAGCCGCGAGGACCCUACCUGGAUCUGGCGGCGGUCUUGGGUCUUGGGUGCUCAGGUGUCACCGGGCCCUGAAGUCCCCAGUGGCUGGGGGUGCACCCCCGCCCUCCUGGGGGUGUUGCCUUUGUCCCCCCGCAGUGGGGGGCAGAGUUGAGUGUCCUCUCCACUGGGAGAGGUGUCGCCCACAGUGGGUGUGUCUGUAGAUAUUUCGACAGUAUUUUUUUUACUGUACUUGGUGUUGGAAGGGGGUGGGUGAGAGGUAGGGUGUUUGUUGUCUCUUAUUUUUGUUGGCGGUGCAGACAAGGGGGUUCUUUUUGCCUUUCUGUAGAUCAGAAAGAACAGAGGCUAAGGGGUGGGGGGUCAGCUUGCUCUGGGAGCUGGGUGGAGGCAGAAGAUCCGUGUGUCUCUGUGUCCUGGCCUAGGGCUCUGUCCCCACCUCCCGAGACCCUUUUCCCCCUAGGUGGCAACUACCCACCUGGCCCUGCCACCUGGUCCUGCCCUGCCACCUGGCCCACUGGCUAUGUUGUCUUCUUCUGCAAAGACUUAACUGAGGGGGAGAAAAAAAAGGGAAAAGUUCUCAGGGAAUUCAAGUGUGGUUGCUAUGGUGACGUCUUUGCUGUGAAUAAAGAUGUUUGGGGCAUGCCCACCAGGGG